This is a messenger RNA of Achroia grisella, 5800 nucleotides long. RefSeq names its product AT-rich interactive domain-containing protein 4B (gene htk). The coding region runs from base 220 to 5565 and encodes 1781 amino acids. Gene Ontology annotation, cellular component: nucleus. NCBI's taxonomy places the organism in Eukaryota, Metazoa, Arthropoda, Insecta, Lepidoptera, Pyralidae. The record is from RefSeq and is a predicted model, not a curated record. The transcript has 26 exons. Gene Ontology annotation, biological process: regulation of transcription by RNA polymerase II. Gene Ontology annotation, molecular function: transcription cis-regulatory region binding.
UUUGUCCGCUACUGCUGUCACAGGUAUUAGGAAAAAUAAAAGAUGGAAAUGUAAUUUACUUCGUGAAAAUGGCUGUUUGUUCACCUAUGAAAUGUUAAUUGUAUUUUUCUGUGACUACACUGGCAGAGCCUUAAUAAACAAAAGCAUAUAAAAGUCAUUCAAUAAAUUAUUUUCCUUUGAAGAUAAAUAUUGAAAUUGUACACUAUUGUUUUCACAAAUAUGCAGGGAGACGACCCACCAUUUUUACCAGUGGGAACUGAUGUUAGUGCUAAAUAUAAAGGUGCUUUCUGUGAAGCUAAAAUAAAGAAAGUUGUUCGCAAUAUUAAAUGCAAGGUAACUUUAAAAGCUGGUGGGGGCAGCAUUACAGUAAAUGAUGAUGUCAUAAAAGGUACAUUGAGAGUUGGCAGUACAGUGGAAGUUAAACAGGAUGCCAAGAAAGAUGCAAUGGAAGCAGUAAUCAGUAAGAUACAGGACUGUAGCCAGUACACAGUUGUGUUCGAUGAUGGUGACAUAACAACACUGCGACGGUCAGCGUUGUGUCUUAAAAGCGGACGACACUUCAAUGAGAGUGAAACAUUGGAUCAGUUGCCACUUACUCAUCCUGAGCACUUCUCAACACCAGUCAUAUCAGGCCGAAGGGGACGCAGAGGAAGAGCUCAGUCAGAAGAGAGCGAGGGCGAAGGCGCGAGCGCGGGCGCUGCGCGUGCGGCGGUGGCGGAGCCCCACGCGGGCCGCGUGGUGCUGGUGGAGGCGGCGGGAGCAGCCGAGCGCCGCCGUCCGCACCAGCCCGCCUUCCCCGCGCUCGUAGUCGCGCCCACCGCGCAGAUCAAGGUCAAGGAGGACUACCUAGUGCGCUCCUUCAAGGAUGGCCGAUAUUACACGGUGCCCAAGAAGGAGGCCCGCGAGUUCCGCAAGGGCAGCGCGCCACUGGAGUGGGCGGGCGUGGACGCGGCGCUGCAGUACCUCAACAACGGCGUGCUGCCGCCGCACUGGGACCGAGACUCGCUCUUCAACGAACCCAGGAACACCUCCGAUGACAGUUCAGACGACGAACCUCGGGAGGAAAAGGAUCAUUUCGUAGCACAGUUGUAUAAGUUCAUGGAUGACCGCGGCACACCUCUUAAUCGUAACCCUACCAUAGCCAAUCGAGACAUUGAUUUAUAUAGAUUGUUUAGAGUUGUCCAAAAAUUAGGUGGAUAUAACAGAGUGACUAAUCAGAAUCAGUGGAAAUCAAUAGCCGAUAAAAUGGGUUUCCAUCCUGUUACAACCAAUAUAACAAAUCUUUGCAAACAGGCAUAUAAAAAGUUCCUGCACAGCUUCGAGGACUUCUACCGCAAGCUGGGCGUGACGCUGGUGGCGCACCCGCGCGGGGCCCGCACGCCGCCCGCGGGCCGCUCCCUGAUCCGCGACCGCGACCGCCUGCCGCCCGCGCCCUCGUCCGCCACGUCCGCCACGUCCGCCACGUCCGCCACGUCCGCCACGUCCGCCACGUCCGCCACGUCCGCCGCCUCCUCCGCCGCCUCGGCCUCCUCCGCGCCCUCCACGCCGACCUCCACGCCCGCCGGCACCCCGCCCCAGCGUGUAAAAGACAAAGACUCAGAUAAAAGCGAAACAGAGAAAAGCGAAAAGGGUGAAAAAGAAGACAAAGUAGAGAAAGUAGAAAAAACAAAAGAAAAAUCUAUCGCUAGCGACGAAGACGAUAGUGCCGAUAACCAACCGCUAAUUACCGCUGCUCCCAAAAUAGAAAAAGAUAAAGACAAGGAGAAAGAGAAAGAAAAGGACAAAGAGAAGGAAAAGGAAAAAGAAAAAGAAAAGCCUACUACUUCGACGACACCGAUAAACGAAGAAAAAUCUAUCGUCAAACCGCGCUCCCAAUCUAAAAGUCGCAGUAUUCUCCCAAUCAAGAAUGAAUUACAUGAGAAGAGAACUCCUAAACGUAGGCCAUUAUCUUCUAAAAUUGGUGAAAGCGCGAAUCCGGGGACGUCGAGGGCAUCCCGGCGACCUCAUGUUUCUACAGACAGUGAUAGUUCAGGAAGGGCUUCCAGAUGCGGACCCACGAAGAAGAUGCAGAGUCGCCGUAGUCAGAGCGCUAACUCGGCCAGUAGCGGGAACACUAUUGCCUCCAACAGUAGCAAACGACCACGGAAGAGGAAGAAUACAGAACCGUCAACAAAUGAAUCGACUAGAUCGCGAGCGGGUCCGCCCGGCAACAAAGCUCAGGUGGGCGACAAGCUUAAGGUAUACUACGGGCCGACACAAUCCGAAUCCAAGGUCACGUACGAGGCGAAGGUGAUCGAGAUCUCAGCAGAGGGACUGUUGCGAGUUCACUACACCGGCUGGAAUACACGCUACGAUGAGUGGAUCAAGCCGCAGCGCAUCGCACUCAACGUUACGCAACACGAUGCCAGGAACAAGAAGAAUACGAGUAUCAACAGGCGCUCCAGAUCUAAAAGACUCGAAGAAUCUUCAGUUCAAUCUGAGAGCGAUAGCGACUCAGACUCUGAUGACGAUCUCAAGAGACCCUCGAAAAAAUCAGACGAUAAAACAAACACUAAGCCUCCGUCCAGAUCAAAAGAUGCAAAAUCUAGCGACAGCAGUAGUUCAAGUAAACCACGCAAGAGGCCCGUAAGGACGGUAUCUACUCCAACAACAACAACAACGUUGCCUGCGAAGAAACCUCGGCCUAAUAUCACAGAGCACCAGGGACGUGACUAUGAUCUAAACGAAAUCAGAUCUGAACUCAAAGGGUUACAUACUGUUAAACAAGAAGCAGAAGAAACUAAACAAGAAAUCUCAGAGAAAGAAACUACAAUUGCGCCACAAAUAAUAGCGCCGCCAAUCGAGAAAAAACCUGAACCAGAGAAACAAGCCGAGGAUGUAUAUGAGUUUAAAGAACCCGAACCAUUCGAAAUAGAACUGCAUGAUGAGAAAAAGAAACGGACUCAUCGUAUUUUUGAUGACAUCUCACCAAGCAAAUAUACAUCAACAUUGUCAAAAUCUUUAAGUGAAGAAAUAUCUGAGGAUCCCUUACGACCUCGUACAUCGACAUUGAGAUCUCCCUCUUUAUCACCAUUUAGAGACUUUGGAUCUUCCCGGGAUGUUCCAGGAAGACAAAGCCCUGAAGAGGAUUCUAAAGAUGAUUUCUUUUCUAUGGAUGAUGAUUCGUUCCCGGGUGACGGUAGUUCUGGACCAAUAUUUGAAGGAUUUACUCCGGCCAAAAAUCAAGAAACAUAUUCGAAAAAAAAUAAAGUUUCUAAACUUAGACAGCUCAUAGACGACGAUUCCCCAGAUAGCCCCGCUGAUGAUGAACAAUCCUCUGAAGAUGAAUCUGAAGAUAUAAUAAUGAAAGAGGAAGAACGAGAACCAAGUCCAGUUUUACCAAGUAUAGAACUGUCAAAAAUCCCUGAACUCAGUUGUAAAGAAGAAAGUAAAGAACUUGAACCUGUGAAGGAAAUAAAAGAAGUAGUAGAAAUAAAAAAUGAAAAAAUAGAAAUACCUAAACCGAAGGAGGUUUCACCUGAACCUACAGAAGCACCACCUUCGCCAAAGAAACUUGAACUUCCUAGUACAAGUAUUAUUACACCCAUACCGACUGCUACUCCACUUAUCGUUCUUCCGGAACUUCCUAAAGAAGAACCUGUAAAAAUGGAACCUAAAAAGGAAGAACCUAUAAAACUACUUUCUAUUCCUCUUCCUAUAUUAGAGCUUAAAAAAGAGAAUGUACUUAAAGUAAUUAUAGAAAAGAAAAUGGAUCCAGAUCCAGUACCGUCGAAAUUGGAUCUUCCAGGCAGUCCUUUAGUAGACACAGAAGAAGAUAAAUCGGAACCUGAUAGUCCAGCGCGGAUUGACGUGCUACCAGAACCGCCACCAGGUUUUCUACUGCAAUCCGAGGGACCCAAGAUAGCUGAGAAACUUCUCAAGGCCAUCAAUAGCGCGAAACGACUAUCGAUGUCACCAUCGCCUGUCGAAGAACGUCCUAUUACUCCCAAGAAGGAUAUUACUAAACAGACUAAGCCGGAUGGUAAAUCGUCACCCACAACAUCAGAUUUUAAAGCGACCACGAAUAAAGUGGAGCCUGCAAAACCUAUUAUAAAAACAGAUUCUCUUAGAAAGUUCAGUCCUUUAAACAUCAGCGACUCUAUAUUUGGAGAGCCGUCAAAUGUAACGGCCGUAAAGCGUGAACCGACGGACAUAAAAAAGGUUAAACCUAAAGAAUCCACUCCACCUAGGCUCCAGAGUCCUCUAAAUAUUCUAGAGCGGCGGAAGAGUGUAGCGGAAUUACCGUUGAGCACGCCAGGCAAGAAUAAUAAAGUGCUCAGCGAUACCAUACAAAAGCUGUCCAGUCAGAUCAAUCAGUCGGCGGCUACGACCGCAAUACCGCUGCCAUCUUUCCCUGCAGACGACCGGAGCGAAUCCAGUGAUUCUGACGACUCGGAAGGUAGAAGGCUGAUAAUCGACAAGGUAUCGAUGGAGGAGUGGGGCAGCGGCAGCGGCAGCUCGGAGGCAGCGGCGGCGAGUGCGGCGAGUGCGGCGAGUGCGGCGAGUGCGACGAGUGCGGCGAGUGCGGCGACCGCCGCUGCUGCGGGCGGGCUGGCGGCGCGGCUGCACGCCGGCAAGUCGCCUGGGGAGUGGAGCGCCGGCGAGUCGCUGCUCAUGCUCGAGGACGCCUGCAAGAACGAGAGGAAACACAGUGCGAGCGUAGUGGUAGCGGGCAGCGGUCGCGGGCCUGCGGCUCCGGUGGCUGCGCCUGCUGCGUCGGGGGCGGCGGGGGCGGGGGCGGGGGCGGCGGCGGCGGCGGCGGCGGCGGCGGGGGCGGCGGCGUGCGAGGAGGACAGCAACAUCUCGCUGCUGCUGUGCGAGGAGACGAUCCCCGGGUCGCCGGCGCCCGACGCCGAGCCCGCGCCGCCGCGUCUUCGCCCACACAUGCCGUUCGCUUGCGCUCCACAGCACCACGCCCACUCCAAAGAUGAGAGUCAGGGCGAGUGCAGUUCGGGGUUGGGCAGGGGCGGUGCGGGCGGCGCGCCGGGGGGUGGCGCGGGCGGGGCGGCGGGCGCGGGCUGGCCGCGCCGCCACGCGCUGCUCGACAACACGCCGCCCACCACGCCCGACAGCAGCCUCGACAUGUCGCCGCACAGAGAACGCAGAAUAUCGGAGCGUGAUAGUCCUUUAGAGCGCAAGGAUGACGACGAUGACAACCAUGACGCACUACUGGAUUUGGAUAAAUCUCUCGCAGCAGCAGGCAGCCGGUCCCGCAAGGCGUCCGAGAGCUCGGCGGGCGGGGGGCGCGGCCGGGCGCGGCGCCGUCGCGACACGGACGACACGCACCCGCACCACCACCCGCACCCGCUCGCCACACACGCCUCGCCCAAGUACAACUUCUACGUCGAUCUAGAUCCAUCAUGGGAUUGUCAAACUCGUAUAAAUGUGCUGACAUCGCGUCUCGCAGAUUUAAGAAAAGCUUAUCACUCUGUAAAGGCCGAGCUCGCAGCCAUCGACAGGCGCCGCAAGAAACUGCGACGCAAAGAGAGAGAGGCUGUGAAGGCCGCAAAAGCUGCAUGUUCGUGAUGAAAGUUCUUCCAAAAGGACCCAAGAUGUCCAAUGACAUGAAAACAGAUAUUAGGCUAAUGUGGUUCAAGAUCACGUUAAGAAACAGUGUUUGACAGAUGCUGCAAAUUUUAUUAAGUGUAUAAAGUGAUUUGAACAAUGAUGUAAUAAUGUACUGUUCAAAAAAAUAACCUUGUAGGUAUAUGAAAUUGCAAUAGAUACAAUUUAAUCUCGAGUGAACUAUAGGCAAUAAAAA